Chironomus riparius is the source of this 1776-nucleotide messenger RNA. Lineage: Eukaryota; Metazoa; Arthropoda; Insecta; Diptera; Chironomidae. The record is from the annotation of a GenBank genome assembly.
UCAAUUUGACAAUCUAAUCGUCAACAUUACCAGCUAUUAAGCAAACUAAAGUUUAAAUAUAAAAUUUAAAUUAUAAAAGUUAAAUUAUAAAAGUUUAAAGAAGGUUUUUAAAAAAAAAUCAAAGUUUUUGGUAACAUUUUAACAAAGUCAAAUUAAAACAAUUCAAAAUACUAUCAUCAUGUCUAAAAGAGCAAGAGAAUCUGAUUUUGAAAUGAAUAUGAUAAGCAAAAUUCGCAAGAUUUCAACAAUUCUUGAGGAUGAAAAUAACAACGACAUUACCACAGACCAACAAGUCACCAUUCCAACAGAAAUAAUCGCCAACAUCAUGUCAUACCUAGACGAUACCAACGACAUCAAAUCCUGCAUGCUUGUAUCCCAAGAAGUUCGUGAUUUCAUCUUCACAACACCUGAAAUAAUGAAAAGGUUUCUAGUCAAGCUAGAUUUCGAAUGGUAUGAAGCUAUUGAUUUUCUCCAACAACGAGGAAAGUUCAUCCGUCAUUUAGUCCUCGACAUUGGAUGUCAAGACAGAAAACACCUUAAAUUCAUCCUUAAUCAGAUGCCAAAUUUAGAGAGUUUGAGUUACAACUCUUUAGACUUUGCUGUCGGGCGAUACUGUACUGAUGAUGACAAUAUUCCAACUGAGGAAAAUUUGGCAACGCUGACAAAGUUGAAGUAUUUGAAAAUUAAUCAAAACGACUUGAAAGACUUCAUGGAAGGAACAAAGAAUGUAACAAACUUAGACAAAUUGAUUGUUUAUGGAGAUGACGCUCAAAAUCAGGACCUGCUGACUGACUUUGUCGUUCAACAAAAUAAGUUAAAGGAACUGAAUCUUUCAAAUAGAUCAUUCAGUGGCUUCAUCACUUUUCCAGUACGCGACAUCUUCUCAGAAGUGAAAUUUAGACUUAAAAGCUUCAGAUUGAGUUACUACAAUAAUUAUGGAUUCUUCAACUACACGAAGUUCCUUCAAUCACAAGCUGAAAGUUUAGAGGAACUAGAUCUUGAGUACACACCAGGACAGGAAGUUUUUGAUGUCAUCUUUGGAGAUUUGAAGAAUUUGAAGAAGCUGACACUUGAUCCAUAUUACGGAGCACCGAUCUUCUCAGACUUUUAUCAACAUUACCGACGAGAUUCAGUAAGAGUUUAUGAGGAUAAGUUUGAAUUGGGAGUCAAUACCCAAAAAGUAUUUUCAAGAUUUCCAAACUUAGAAACCUUAAAAUGUGUCAAAUUCAACGAAGCUGUAGGUCGUUUUGAUAAAUUGGCAACACUGGAUAUUCAGCACCUUAAUUGUACAUUCUUGAUCAACCUUGAACUUCCUAAUCUAAAAAACUUGACAAUUCAAAAGGUUUCAAGGAUCUACUUUGAGAAUCUUUGGCGAAGAUUUGCUAGCAACGUUCAAAAUGUUGAGCACAUUACAAUCAAGAGAAUCAAGAAAUCAUCAGACUUAAUUUAUAUUGUGAAGAACUUGAACAUGUUCAGAAACUUGAAGACCUUCAAGUUCAGACAUUUAAGAAACUUCAAUCGCAACUACAAAAUGGAUGAUGAUGAAAUUGUCUCGAAGAACCAUAAAUUCUUCAAGAUUUUGAUUGACACUGAUGAGAAGACCAUCAAAGUUUGUAAUUAUAUUGUUCAUAAUUGUAAGGAGAUUCUCGAUUCUCUAAAAGUAAAUUUUGUAGGGUUUGAGUUUGUUGAAUUUUGUUUUCAUAAAAAUUUGAGUGAUGAGUUAUAAGGAAUAAUUAAGACUGAUUGUUAAAUUUGUAAUUUUAAUAAAAUAUUUAA